AUGCAGGUGCUUUGGAGGAAAAAGGUCCAAGUGGAGAAGCAGUACAGCUGUGUGGAUGACACACGAAUCGAUGCAGAUGACAUUGUGGAGAAGAUUGUCCAGAGUCAAAACUUUUCUGACAGCAGCAACAAUGAAGACAGCAACUUGAGAUUAUUUGUAAGUAAAGAUGGAACCACUGCAUUGAGUGGGACACAGCUCACAAACAGAGUGACUCCUGGUAUAUUCGAGCCAGUAGUGAUUGAGACUCACUGACAUACAGUUCACAGAGGCACCAAGACUACUGUAUAAUGUAGUCAUUCACAGAUCAGAGGGUGGUUUACAAGAAUGAUAUUUUCAAUAUAACAGCCUUAAUAUUCAAUCGCAAAUUUGCAAAGAGCACUUUCUAUAAGCAGCUGCAUAACUGUCUGUAUAGUACCAGGUAAUUCAUUCUCAUUCAUCUCAAAACAAAAUAUAGGAAGGAAUAAAAAAAUAUAAUAUAUAUAAAUCUUUAUAAUAUAUACAUAUUUAAUAUUUAUAAUAUAUAAAUAAAUAUGAUACUUACCAUAUUUCAGACUACUUGAAAAAAAAACAUUUAAGACCCUACUACAUUUAGAAACUAUAGUUCAACACUGACGAUUACAUGUGUACAUAAACUAAUGUCACUGACACUGGUUUGUUGCUAUGGCACAUAUCAGUGCUUUAUUUUUAGAACCACUGUUUUCAGCUUGUACUACUUUGUAUUGUUUUGCACAGAAAAAUGGAAACCACUACAAAUGCUUUGCUCUCAAAAUUAGGCCAUGCACAUUAUUUUAUUUCUUUUCUAUAUUAAUAGAUUUUAAUAGUUAAAGAUUUAGCUUUCCUCAUUGGGACAUAGAAGUUACUCCAAAGAAAUUGCAACAAAACCCAAGUUCAUAUGGCUGGCCAUAUGCAUUUGUGCACUCUUACACAUUUAUUCUGUAGGUAAUCAAUUUACUAUAAUGAAUGUAGAUUUGAAUACCUGAUUGUCUAACAUCAGGUUAAUUUUCCAGUUUUUUAAUGAUUAGUGUACAAAACAAAACAUGGUCACUCCGACCUCUGUGUUCUACAAAAAUGUGCUGCUCACUCCUUUUCAUGGGAUCAAGGGAAAAUUUAGUGUUUACUUGAAUAAAUUAGAUAUAAAUAAAAAAGUUUAUAUAUAUAGAGAGAGAGAGCGAGAGAGAAAGAUUUUUUUACUGUUAUUGAUGAUAUGUAUCUGUAAAGGUUUUUGUAAAAAUGAUUUCAAGACUUUUUGAGACUGCACUUUCUGAGCUGAGGUGGUGCCCCAGUGGCUCUGGUCACUGGUGUCCUCUGUUGUUGUGGUUUGUGCUACUGAGUCCUGUCGCGAAGCUCUCACUGAACACCAGUGUGUUACACAGGGGUCAAAGCUGCAGCUGCAGUGGCUCAAAGCUUCUUUUGUACGGACAGUUUAGUGGGCAGCCUCCUCAGUCCUCACCCCAAAUGAUCCAGUACUCAAUGUGUCUUUUGAUUUUCAGUUUGUUUUGGACGUCCUUAGGAGCCAUGCUGGACAUGUCUAAACUGAUAUUGUGACUCCAUGCGUUAACAGAUUGUCAGUGUUUUCUUUAGUUGUUUUGGUAUUGUGACUGUUAUAACAGUUUAUUUUUUCUCCUUUUAGACCAGCAGGCUGGUUGCAGAUAGAUUAUAUAAAAUGUGGUGUUCAGCAACUGUGAUUUGUACUAUCUCUCAUUGUACGUGACCGUGUUUAUUAACUACAUUUAAUGAAUUGCUUUGGCAUGAGGUUUUAGGGUACUUUGUUUAUGGACUGUGUUAAGAGAAAUUACAUUUUGGUGCUGUAUCCAGAGAACUUACUGCCAGCUCAGUCCACGUUAUCUUAGUCUGUGUCAUCAGAGGUAUAAUACUCCCUACAACAGAGGGAUAGCAAGACCGGACUGUACGAGACUGGAAUGGACGACACUAUCAUAACGUGUCUUGAGGGCUGGGUUCUCUGGGUGCUGGGUCCCAUACUGAUGGUAAAUAAACAUCUCCUGCAUUUGAACUCAAGCAUCAUGCCUCUUCUCUUGAACACUCGAGUUACUACAAUUUUAUUCUACAAUAGGCUAUAAAGUAAAUAAUUUAGGCCAACCCUGUUCAAAUGCUUGGCCUAUAAUGUGCACUCUGUAU
Molecule: messenger RNA, 2136 nt
Organism: Boleophthalmus pectinirostris (great blue-spotted mudskipper)
Lineage: Eukaryota; Metazoa; Chordata; Actinopteri; Gobiiformes; Gobiidae
Product: early estrogen-induced gene 1 protein-like
Exons: 4
Coding region: 1-252 (83 amino acids)
Source: RefSeq, a predicted model, not a curated record